AUGUUUCAGCCCGGGGGGUCGAAGAGCGGAGGCUUGCCCCUGCAGCUCAAGUCCUCGAGCUGCCAUAACCUGGGUAGCAGUGAAUACUAUUUGUUUUCAUGGACAAGUGGCUACGAUGGCAUUCUCCUGGUUCUGAUCGCCCUGGUCACGCUCGGGUCCCCGCGAGAAGAGGCUUGGCGAGUCGACAAGAUAGGGCUGGUACUGGCGGAAUACUUCAGGAAUAGUAGCCUUCCACAUGUACCAUUGCCGGAUUCAAUCCUGCAAUGCAGCGGAAGCAAUAUCGUGGAAGAGCAUUCCCACCCACAACUUGUUUCGGUGUUCGAAUCAGUAGGGUAUCGGUUCUGGGCCGGCAAAGUCAUCUGUGGCGCAUCCAGGAGAAGGCAACGCAUAUGCAGGCGAAUGGUAGGUACUUGGCGAACCUGUGGAGGUGUGGCGGCUGCAUGGGCCGACUCGCCUACGAAAAAGCAGAUUUUGACAUCCUGGUGGUCUCGCUGCUGGACGGCUCAGAUCGUCUUAUGGGAAUCUUCCUGUUCGACAGCUCUGUACUGGCACAACGGAGGAUAA
This is a messenger RNA of Symbiodinium necroappetens, 564 nucleotides long. The record is from the annotation of a GenBank genome assembly. NCBI's taxonomy places the organism in Eukaryota, Dinophyceae, Suessiales, Symbiodiniaceae.